CCAACGUUAGCUUUGCACUUAAGCCAUCCAACCACUUCACUACCUUCAACCUUCUAACUCUCAUUAUGUCCUCCCCUCACUCCCUCUCUCUCUCUCGAACCCAUCAAACACCACUUUCUAUGUCACAUUUUGAGCCCAAAAUGAGUGUCCAAAGUCCCCUUUCCGGUGACGGAGAAGCCGAAAACAAUGUAAAAACAAGAGAGGGAGAAGGAAAGAAGCCCAAAAAAGUGCCAUUGAUGAAACUAUUCGCAUUCGCAAACGCUUUCGAUUACUUUCUGAUGCUUGUUGGAUCGAUCGGAGCGUGUAUUCACGGCGCUUCGGUGCCGGUUUUCUUCAUUUUUUUUGGAAAGUUGAUAAACAUCAUCGGCAUGGCUUAUCUCUUUCCUGCUGCGGCUUCUCAUAGGGUAGCCAAGUAUUCAAUGGAUUUUGUAUAUCUCAGUGUGGUGAUAUUAUUUUCAUCAUGGACAGAGGUGGCAUGUUGGAUGCAUACAGGAGAGAGGCAAGCGGCGAAGAUGAGGAUGGAAUAUCUACGCUCCAUGUUAAAUCAAGACAUUAGUGCUUUCGACACCGAUGCUUCUUCCACCGGUGAAGUCAUUUCUGCUAUUACUAGUGACAUCAUUGUUGUUCAAGAUGCCAUUUCCGAGAAGGUGGGGAACUUCAUUCACUACAUAAGCAGAUUCAUAGCAGGAUUCACAAUUGGAUUCAUUAGGGUUUGGCAGAUCAGUCUCGUCACUCUCUCUAUUGUUCCCUUGAUCGCCAUUGCUGGUGGUGUCUACGCCUUUGUUGCCACUGGUCUCAUUGCCCGUGUUCGCAAAUCUUACGUCUACGCUGGCGAAAUCGCCCAAGAGGUGAUAGGAAAUGUGAGAACAGUUCAAGCAUUUGCAGGAGAAGAAAAGGCAGUGAGAUCGUAUAGAGCAGCACUCUUGGACACUUACAAGUAUGGGAGGAAAGCAGGACUAGCCAAGGGACUGGGGCUUGGCACCUUGCACUGUGUCCUUUUUCUUUCAUGGUCAUUGCUUGUUUGGUAUACGAGCAUUGUUGUUCAUAAGAACAUUGCCAAUGGAGGAGAUUCUUUCACUACCAUGCUCAAUGUUGUCAUUUCCGGACUGUCACUUGGACAGGCAGCGCCUGACAUCUCUGCAUUCAUCCGAGCAAAGACAGCUGCUUAUCCCAUAUUUGAGAUGAUAGAACGAAACACAAUAAGCAAAACGAGCUUGAAAACCAGCAGGAAACUAGUCAAUCAUGAAGGCCAUAUCCAAUUCAAGGAUGUAUGCUUUAGCUACCCAUCUCGUCCUGAUGUUAUGAUAUUCAACAAGCUGUGUCUUGACAUACCUUCUGGGAAGAUUGUAGCCCUUGUGGGAGGAAGUGGGUCGGGAAAGAGCACGGUUAUAUCUUUGAUUGAGCGUUUCUAUGAGCCCAUCUCUGGACAGAUACUAUUAGAUGGAACCAAUAUCAGAGAGCUUGACCUCCAGUGGCUCAGGCAACAGAUUGGGUUGGUUAAUCAAGAGCCUGCACUUUUUGCUACAACCAUUAGGGAGAACAUUCUCUAUGGGAAAGACGAUGCCUCCCCCGAAGAGAUUACACGUGCUGUGAAACUUUCGGAGGCAAUCACUUUCAUCAACAACCUUCCUGAUAGAUUGGAAACCCAGGUGGGUGAAAGGGGAAUACAAUUAUCGGGUGGACAGAAGCAGAGAAUUGCAAUAUCACGAGCAAUAGUAAAGAAUCCUUCAAUACUUCUGCUGGAUGAAGCUACAAGCGCUCUUGACGCGGGGUCUGAGAAGAGUGUUCAGGAGGCACUUGAUCGUGUGAUGGUAGGACGGACAACUAUUGUUGUGGCCCAUCGGCUUUCUACUGUUAGAAAUGCAGAUGUAAUAGCUGUUGUUCAAGGUGGAAAGAUAGUGGAGACCGGGAGUCAUGAUCAGCUCAUUUCGAAACCAAAUAGUGCUUAUGCAUCACUUAUUCAACUCCAAGAGGCAGCUUCCUUGCAUUGCCUCCCUUCCCAUGGACCUGCUUUGGGACGGCCACUCAGCAUUAAAUAUUCUCGUGAAUUGUCGCGCACAACAAGCCGCGACACAAGCUUUCACUCUGAUAAGGUGUCGGUUGGUCGAAUUGGAGUUGAUGGUUUGGAGAUUGUUAAUCCACCACGUGUGUCGAAUGGAAGAUUGUAUUUGAUGGUGGGUCCUGACUGGAUGUAUGGGGUUUCUGGCACAAUUUGUGCACUCAUUGCUGGAGCACAGGUGCCUCUUUUCGCCCUUGGUGUCACUCAGGCUCUUGUAUCAUACUACAUGGACUGGGACAUAACAUGCCGUGAAGUCAAGAAGAUCACAGUCCUCUUCUGUGGAGGUGCUUUCAUAACUGUCAUUGUUCAUGUGAUCGCACAUCUCUCCUUUGGAAUCAUGGGAGAGCGGCUUACUCUUCGCGUGCGAGAAAUGAUGUUUUCUGCCAUUUUGAGAAAUGAGAUUGGAUGGUUUGAUGACACAAACAACACAAGUUCCAUGCUCGCAUCUCGUUUAGAGAGUGAUGCAACUUUGUUGCGUACUGUAGUUGUUGAUCGCUCUACAGUUCUCAUAGAGAAUGUCGGUCUGGUUGUUACCUCAUUCACCAUUGCCUUCAUUUUGAACUGGAGGCUCAUGCUUGUUGUCAUGGCCACAUAUCCACUGAUCAUUAGCGGUCACAUAAGCGAG
Messenger RNA from Camellia sinensis, 2684 nucleotides. NCBI's taxonomy places the organism in Eukaryota, Viridiplantae, Streptophyta, Magnoliopsida, Ericales, Theaceae. The record is from RefSeq and is a predicted model, not a curated record.